Messenger RNA from Dermochelys coriacea (leatherback sea turtle), 2859 nucleotides. It is a transcript of the gene GSTZ1, whose product is annotated as glutathione S-transferase zeta 1. Gene Ontology annotation, cellular component: mitochondrion; cytoplasm. Lineage: Eukaryota; Metazoa; Chordata; Testudines; Dermochelyidae. The transcript is spliced from 9 exons. Gene Ontology annotation, biological process: glutathione metabolic process; L-phenylalanine catabolic process. Gene Ontology annotation, molecular function: maleylacetoacetate isomerase activity; glutathione transferase activity. Bases 973 to 1629 code for a protein of 218 amino acids. The record is from RefSeq and is a predicted model, not a curated record.
UGACAGAAUCCCACAGACAUCCCGUGACUGCCCUGCCUGCCAGUCACCCCCACGUUCACUGACAGACUCCCACAUGCAGUGACUGCCCAUCAAUGACUCCCCCCCCACACCCAUUAACUGUCAGACUCCCCCGCACACACCCAAUGACUGCUCUGCUGCUCACCAUGCAUACCCACUGCCCCCAUUUGCUGACAGACCAUGCAAUGCCUGCCCUUCCCACCCACUGCGCACACUCACUGCCUCCCAUUCACUGACAGACCACACAUACACACACAGUGACUGCGCUGUCUACAAAUAGCUACAGCUCAUGUGUACAUCAUGCCCACACCUACUGCCCGCCCCCAUUCACUGACAGACCCCACCCGCCACACACAUCUCGUGUACACACAGUAUGCGCACAUCCAUUGUCCAUCCCCAUUCACUGACAGACACACCCAGUGACUGCCCUUCCACUGCUAACACACACAUCUGCUGGGCACACACAGCACUUGCAAUGUUUGUCAUCCUAUACAAUGGUGCUUAAUUGAUCAAAUUCACUUUUAUUGCUAGCCAGGUUCACUUUCUGGUUCUUGACCCGUAUGCUGCACUCUCUGCAUUGCAAUUACUUUGGGGGCGGGGGGGAUGUUUAAAUUCAAAUUCUUCACUGAAAUUUUAGAAAAUAAUAUUAAAACAUUUCAGUUAAUAUGAGGAUUUAAAAAAUCUUUUCCUCCUUACAAAAAUCUAAACUUUGGGCAUAAACUAGCCAAUCGAGAUGCUUUAAGACCUGGAAAAGCAGCUAGAACUACUACUCCCAGAAUCCCAGCAACUCUCGCAGCAUGGCUGGGGUCUCAUCUGAAUGAGACUGGCAGCAGUAACAGACCUAUAGAGAACACGUGAAGGAGGCUGCGUCAACCCAGUGCAAUGUUAGCAUCUGUGUGACUUUCGUUCAUUCAGAGGCGGAGAGACAGAACAGAGCGGUGCUGAAAGUGCAAGAUGAGUGCUGUCUUAGUGAAGCCAGUUCUUUAUAGUUAUUUCCGAAGUUCCUGCUCCUGGAGAGUGAGAAUUGCACUGGCUCUGAAGGGAAUCACCUAUGAUCAGGAACCAGUGAACCUCCUGAAGGAUGGAGGACAGCAGUUUUCUACUGAAUUCCAGGUAGUAAAUCCAAUGCAGCAGGUCCCAGCCCUGAAAAUCGAUGGCAUCACCUUGUCUCAGUCGCUGGCCAUAAUUCAGUACUUGGAAGAGACCCGGCCUAACCCCAGGCUGCUGCCUCAAGAUCUGAAGAAGAGAGCCCAAGCCCGGAUGAUUUCGGAUCACAUUGUUUCUGGCAUUCAGCCCCUGCAGAACCUGACUUUCCUGAAACAAGUGGGAGGGGAGAAGAAGCUGGAAUGGGCUCAACGCUCUAUCACAUGUGGUUUUCAAGCUCUGGAGCAGAUCCUGCAGCACACAGCUGGGCGCUAUUGCAUUGGGGAUGAGGUUUCCAUAGCUGACUUGUGCUUGGUCCCUCAGGUUUACAAUGCUGAGAGAUUUAAAGGAACUGGCUUCCAUACCCCUACGAUAACCAGAAUCAAUAAAGCCCUUCUGGAGCUAGAGGCAUUCCAAGUGAGCCACCCAUGCCGGCAGCCCGAUACCCCCGCAGAGCUGCAAGCCUAAGGCCUUCCUCCAAGCAGGCUCUGUUUCUCUCUAGAGCAUGAGGGCAGGGAUGGCAGAGAAAUGGAUCACACCCUGCCGGAACAGGAAAGCCACACUCAAGUGCCCAGCAGGCACCCAUAGCAUGGAUGCAUCCUUACCAGCUGCAAAGGAGAAAGAGAGCGAGUGCCACUGACCCUUUACUCUGAAAGUAGCUGUGGGUGGCCCAUUGCAGACCUGAGUAUGGUAGGGAAAGGUGAUGCUUACCCCAAUCAAUGUUUAACUACCUUCAAUCUCACCCCGCAGCAGAUUAAAGGAGGAACAUCAAUAGCUAUCUUGAGCCCUGCAUUUGUGUGGCUUUGCGCCCAGGAAUAGGCUUGCUGAAGAUAUCUUAGCUCUUUUAUUGUGGAGGGUGAGGGUAAUACCCUUUUACAGGAAAUGUUCAUAGCAAGAUUGAGUUGUACCUAUGGGACAAGGCCAGCUUGAGGAUGCCUUAUUUUCACCAGCCAUGAAGAAUAUCAAAGAACCACUCAGCGCACAGAGUAAAACUAGGCCAUUAAUACACUAGGCCUGAUUAUCCUAGCACCACACCACAAUUACAGUAACCCCACUGACUUCCGUAAAUACCAUUUACAUGGGUGUAAGUGCAAGGAAGAUCAGGCCCGCCCUCUCGUCCUGCAAACAUAAUGAGAGCUAGACCCAAACCCUGAGUCUCUCUGCUCUUGUAGCUAUCAGUUGUUCCCUACACUACACCAUGCCUGCCAUGCCAGCAUGAAGGAGAUUAGUUGUCCCAGGCUUCUGGGGAUCUAUACGUCUUCCCUUCACCAAGCGGUAACCUGGGAGAACUAGUCUCCCUCACUGCUGGCAUAGCAGCCAGCUCCCCCCUUGGCCAAAGAUGACAAUGUUCUCUUCCCCAUCCCCAGAUGGCAUGCCACUUACAGCCAGACAUCACACAGCAGACGACGCUUUUCAGCCACUUGUAGAAAGCCAGUCACUCACUUUAUAGCAAUACUGUCCCCCUUCCUUCUCAAGGGAAGAUUGCUGGGUGGUGAAUUCUCAUUCAUUCCAAGCCAGAAGAACCCCAUUCCUGGAUGGCAGAGAGGAACUGCCAAGUUGCAGCUGAGAUUGAGCCAGCUUUGGUGGGUGACUCACAUCCCCACCUUACAACCCUCUCUUCAGAGGAUGCAGCAACCCCCACUCCUCACCCAGCUAAGAGUGAAUAUAUGAGGUCACCUUCAUUUCUACACCAAUAGC